AUGCGUACUGAGCAGGAGGGCGACGAGGACGACGAGGACUUUUGGCGAGCAAUCGAUUUGGCAGAACAGCAGCAACCUCAUCAGGAACCACCACGACAAAAUCUUCAAGAAAUCAAUGAUUCAGAUGAUUGGGAAGACGACUGGGAGGAUGAUCAAGGCAUCGCAACCAAGUCCAACUGUCCUAGUCCUCCUCGGGACGUAGAUAUUACUACAUGUUGA
Molecule: messenger RNA, 219 nt
Organism: Phytophthora nicotianae INRA-310
Lineage: Eukaryota; Oomycota; Peronosporomycetes; Peronosporales; Peronosporaceae
Exons: 1
Coding region: 1-219 (72 amino acids)
Source: RefSeq, a predicted model, not a curated record